Xenopus tropicalis (tropical clawed frog) is the source of this 2507-nucleotide messenger RNA. It is a transcript of the gene deup1, whose product is annotated as deuterosome assembly protein 1. The transcript is spliced from 13 exons. Bases 97 to 1917 code for a protein of 606 amino acids. NCBI's taxonomy places the organism in Eukaryota, Metazoa, Chordata, Amphibia, Anura, Pipidae. The record is from RefSeq and is a predicted model, not a curated record. Gene Ontology annotation, cellular component: cytoplasm.
GCUGAUAGUAAACUCUAUUAGGGUCUGUCAGCGGAGUAAUUUCCACCGAGACCCGACCGCAGCCUUACACCUGGGAGCCAGACACAAGACUGAAAAAUGCAAACCGACGCUGAUAUCCAACCGCUCGCAGGAUUUCAAAAUCAGCUUCACAUUAGGAAUUCCUCCUGUGAGAACGAACUUGAAGAACUGAUGCACCAAAUUGACAUCAUGGUGAGUCACAGGAAAGUGGAAUGGGAGAAGCACGUGAAGGUUCUAGAGCAGAAGCUGGAAGCCCAGGAUCGAGAGCUGACAGAAGCCAGGAACCUUGUAGAUGAGAAGAACCACGAGAUCGGAAUUCUCUGCAAGAAACUGGAAGGAGUGGAUACGGCUCAGCAUGAAAUGGCGCAGAACUAUGAAAGGCAACUCCAAGCCCUAAAAUUUCAGCUGUGUAAAUUGAAGAAAAGUUAUGAAAAACUCCAUUUCCACCAAGAGAAGCACCAAAAGAAUGAGAAUGCAGCGCAGGAGAGGAGCCGCUGUGAGCUCCAAUGGCUGACUCAGAAGAUAGAGGAGUUUAAAGCCAGAUCCAGAGAGUGGGAGAAACAGCGAGUGUUUUAUCAGGAUCAGCUGAAGUCUCUGGACGAGCAGAGGAAAACUCUAGCAGAGAAAUGUCAACUUUUUCAGAAGGAGUCGCUGAGCUAUCAGGAGCAGCUUUCCAGCCAGAAGCAGCUGCAGAGUGAAGCAAUUACCAAUAACCAGUCUGAAAUGCGACGACUGCGGUGCCUGCUUGAUACUUCCCAGGAGACCAUCAGGAGUGACGGGGUCAUCAUAGAAAACCUCAAGUCUACUGUAAAAGAAAUCACAUUAAGCAGGGACUCGCUGAAAGAUGAAAAUCAGCAGCUCUUACAGGAACUAAGGAGAUGUCAAAAGCAGUCCCAGAACAUGGAAGCUCAACUUUAUAAGGCCAAGCUGGAGCUACAGUCAUGCAAUGACCUCCUGAGAGUUCCGGCACUAGAGGAACGACAGGCUCAAAAAGAAACAGCAAACUUGGCGAAUCAGAAGACGGCACAAGGAGAAGAGGCUAGUUUCCAGGUGACAGAUCCACGCAUGAAUUACAUGACAUCUGAGCCGGAACACAAGAGCUUUAAUCUUUCUAAAUCUGAGAAAUAUCAGGCUGAAAAUGAUCUGCACGGAACGGAAGCCAAAAACAGUGACCUGGAACGACUGAGGAAAGAUAUCGGUGACCUGACUGCAAAGCUUAAUCAGAAAGAUGUCACUAUAGCAACCGUCAGCCGGAAAGUUUCUCGCCUGGAGCGAGAGUUGGAACUGAAAGGAGCGCAGAACCGACAGACUUCAAUGCCACUCAGCCAGAAGGAUGUUAUUGCAGAAUUGGAAAGUGAAAUGCCCCAAAUACAUGCAGUUAACAAGGCGCCUCAGACAGACUCAGGGGAAGUUGACCCAUGGAUCAGCAUUAAAUGUGGAGAGCAUGACAAACCCCAGAAGCACAGAUCGUUUCAUGGAGAAAAUAACUCGCUGAAACCAACAAACUACGCAGAUACGAGGAAUCACAGUGUGGGCAGCGAAUGGGAGAGUGAGAAGAGUCUGUGCCCAUGGAAUACUCCCACACUGGGCAGUGCCACAGAUGACGAUUGUGAUUUAGUGGACAAUGAAAAUGAAUGGUUGAGCUUGUACAAUAGUACCCUGUACCCCGGCCUGGAUCUGCCCCCUAUUAGCUAUGCCUGUGAUCAGCUGAAGGAUUCCACUAACUCCUCCCUUGCCGGAUCAUCGUUGAUCUCUGCCGCAGAGAAAUUCCUGCUGGAGGAAACCAGGAGAGCCAGCGACUUCGAGAAGAUCUUGAACUCUCACAUCGAGGAAAUGAAGAGAAACUCAGAAAGCACAGUGAGCAGAUAUCAAAGCCAUGGCCAGAGCAGGCACAUAUGAUACUGAGCCCCAGGGCUAACAAUGAACACCUAAGAAGAUCACACAGAUGAGAUUCCUGAUCCAGUAGGGAACCCGGAUACCCGUGACUGUCCAUAUUCACUAUAGUAUUUAUGCACAAUAGGGCACGCCGCAGGUGCAGUGAGCAAAGUGCAAUAUCAAGUGCAAUCGCCAUGUUUUCUUCCCACAAUGAUCAUUGCAGUCUGUUAAUGCUUAACUGAGCUGUGACAACCGCAAAUGCUUCCGAUCUGGCAAAAUGAUCUCAACUGACCGUGCUUUUCACCACAAAUUGGACACAAUAGCACAGUAGUCCACUUGCUGUUUGUUCAGCAUACACAUGGCAUCUACUCCCGGUUCUUUGGGCGCUGGUGGGCCGCACCUAUAGACUCUGGGCUAAAGGGAACGCCUGGUCAGGAGGUGCAUCUGCAGGGCCCCCCUAUGUCAAUAGGCGCAGCAGAACCUGCGCAACUGAUUGUGGGCAACUGAAUGUAAAUGAGCCCCGUUAUCUACACUCGUUAGUUAAAUUACUUAAGGUCUCCAUACACGGUAAGAUCCGCUCGCUUGGCGAGAUCGCCAAGCGAGCGGAUCUUCCC